Aspergillus campestris IBT 28561 is the source of this 1760-nucleotide messenger RNA. RefSeq names its product putative serine--tRNA ligase DIA4. The record is from RefSeq and is a predicted model, not a curated record. Bases 29 to 1633 code for a protein of 534 amino acids. Gene Ontology annotation, biological process: mitochondrial seryl-tRNA aminoacylation. Gene Ontology annotation, molecular function: serine-tRNA ligase activity; ATP binding; tRNA binding. NCBI's taxonomy places the organism in Eukaryota, Fungi, Ascomycota, Eurotiomycetes, Eurotiales, Aspergillaceae. Gene Ontology annotation, cellular component: mitochondrion. The transcript has a single exon.
CACCCCUCUUACUCUCACUCACACCGUCAUGGCGCCUGCGAGGCCUCCCUUUGUCUGCCUGCAGUGCAAAAUGACCUCCUCUCGAUCUCCUGUCUCCGCAAUCCUCCGUCGUGCCUUUUCCUCCUCAUCUCGUCGUCCCGAGUCAAUUCGACCCGCAACGGCGCCGAAACCCACCCCCGAUAUCAAGCACAUUCGCCAACACGCAGAACUAUACUCCAGGAACAGCGUCGAUCGCAACUACUCCGCGCAUGCCGAUUACCCGGGCCAAAUCUUACAGCUGUCCGAGGAGGCCCGCCGUCUCGAUCACGACCUCAACGCUCCGCGCAGCCGUAUCAAGCAAUUGGAGAAGGCCAUCGGCAGAUUGGCAAACGCUGCUCGACAACAGCUACAACAGGGAACCGAGGGGAAGGAAAACGAUGGGAAACAACAGAAUGAACUUGCAUCCCUCCGUGCGGAAGCUCAGAAAUUGAAGGAUCAAUCGCUCACGAUGACCACGCGACGGACCACCUGCACGGACGAGAUUCACCGGCUCGCCCUCUCGCUUCCCAACCUGUCCAGCGCAGAUACCCCGGUCGGAACCGAACCCACGCUCGUCGAAUACCUCAAUUUCAACCCGGACGCCCCGCCAGACUGGGUCCGGCAUCCUGACCCCACCCGCUCACACGUCGCGAUCGGCACCUCGCUCGGCCUGAUCGAUUUCACCAGCUCCGCAACGACCACCGGCUGGGGCUGGUACUUCCUCACGAACGAGGGCGCGCUCAUGGAACAGGCCCUGAUCCAGUACGCCCUCAGCGUAGCCCGCAAGCACGGCUGGAAACCGGUGUCACCGCCCUCAAUCGUCUACUCCUACAUCGCCGAAGCAUGCGGUUUCCAGCCCCGCGACCAGCACAACGAGCAACAGAUCUGGUCCAUCGAGCAGAGCGACAAAGACAAGUCCAAACCGCAGCGGUCGCUAACCGGCACCGCCGAGAUCCCACUAGCCGCCAUGCACGCAGGGCGCGACUUCGACGCCGCCGACCUCCCCGUCAAGCUGGUAGGCCCAAGUCGCUGUUAUCGCGCCGAGGCCGGAUCCCGAGGCGUGGACACUAAGGGUCUUUACCGCGUGCACGAAUUCACCAAGGUCGAAAUGUUCGGCUGGGCCGACAACGUCGCCGCCGCAGAGGGCAAGGCGCCCGGGAACAACCCCACCUCAGACGACCUCUUCGCCGACCUCCUCGCCAUCCAAACCGAGAUCCUCACUUCCCUGGGCCUCCCGUGUCGCGUGCUCGAGAUGCCCACCACAGACCUAGGCGCCAGCGCCAGCCGCAAGCGCGACAUCGAGGCCCUCUUCCCCUCGCGCCUGCGCUCUUCUUCUUCCCCCUCCGAGGUUCCCGACCUCGACUCCGCAUGGGGCGAGGUCACGUCCGCCUCCAUCUGCACGGAUUACCAGAGUCGACGACUGGGGACGCGCGUGCGCGGCGGCUCAGCCAAGGACUCUCGAUUCCCGCACACGGUCAACGGCACGGCGAUGGCCGUCCCGCGCGUUCUGGCUGCCAUUCUCGAGAAUGGGUGGGAUGUGGAGCGCAAGGUGGUGGUUGUUCCGGAGGCGUUGCGAUCGUGGAUGGGCGGUAUAGAUGUGAUUGGGAAGAAUUAGGGGAUAGCACUUCCACUGACAAGUAUACUGUAUAUCCGAGUAGAUGAUGUGUAUGUAUGUAUAUUAUAGUUACGAUCGAUGUCGAUGUACAGAAUUCUUCAUUUACACAGGAGCGUUUACCACGUUU